UGGUCCUCUUGCUUGCGAACCCAACGGGAAAUCUUUCUUCAUCGUUCACGUCAGAUCUUGGCGAAUCUUCCUCAUUUCAGUCAAGCAACGCAAGAAAGAGGUUGAUGUUUCCUUCUUUCAUAAUAUCCUUGCCCUUCCAUUCAUUUAUUUUUUAAAAAAAGUCUAAACAAAGCUCCAGAUCUUCCAACCAUUGCCAGCUCAUCUUUCUUAGAAAAUUUCCCGUCCCAACAUCGUUUGACAACGCCACCAUCUCACAUGUUGACUGUUCAUCACUUGGACCACUCGCAGAGCAUUCGCAUUGUUUGGCUGCUAGAAGAAUUGAAGGCCAGUGGAAAUAAUGCUGUCGAUUACGAGCUAAAGCUGUAUGAAAGAAAUCAGACGGAUCGCUUGGCGCCUCCAGAAUACAAAGCCUUGUCGCCACUGGGAACAGCCCCAACCAUCACCACCAGCGAGGGCCUCGUCAUGAACGAGAGCAAUGCCAUUUUGGAGUAUAUUGUCGACUUGGCAGGAGAUAAUGGUUCUUCCUUUCGACCAUCCAGCUCCUCACCCGAUCGCGGCAAUUUUUUGUUCUGGUUCCAUUCCGUCCAAGGCAGCAUGCAACCCAUGCUCACGGUGGACAUUGUCUUUCGACAUGCUGCCAUAAAGGCUCCCUGUCCCAUUGGCAAUUUGGUGGGGGUGGUUGGUUCCAAAGUCAGGGACGCGAUUGUCAUGCCGAGACUAAAGAACAUUGUAGAGCUGGCAGAAACCCAAUUGACCAAACACGAUUUCCUGGCAGGCAGCGACCUGACCGUGGCAGAUAUCUCAGCAAUAUACCCAUUCGCCUCGUUGUUCACGAGGUAUCCUGAGCUUUGCAAGCCUUAUCCAAACUGCAAGAAAUGGCUUGAUCGGAUGAUGGAACGACCCGCCUUGAAAGCGGCUCAGCAGAAAGUGGGUGAGGAAGGAGGAAUUGUGUUUGAAAGUGAGUGAACGAAUGAUUUUCAAUGAUCUACAGAACGAGCUAUAAGGUACUAUGAAUGAAAGCGGCUCGAGAUAAAGUCGGAAAGGAAAGUGGUCGAAUUGGAAAUCGUGCGCAAACAACGUGCUUGGGCUUUUGUGUUCUGAAGUGCACCUACAUGCCUAGUCUGUGCAUCUUAAUGAAACAAGUUUGUGAAACUAAUUCGGCUUACUAGUAUAUACUUCGGAUGUUAUGUCCAUGUUAGCUGUGAUGUGCUUG
Molecule: messenger RNA, 1213 nt
Organism: Seminavis robusta
Lineage: Eukaryota; Bacillariophyta; Bacillariophyceae; Naviculales; Naviculaceae
Source: the annotation of a GenBank genome assembly